UCCUUCUUCAGGUACCCAACGCCCUUUAAAGAGAGAUGAGGAACGGCCAAGUGGUAUGGCGGGGGGCGACUUUGCUCCUGGUGGCGGCGCUGACGGUGGCAGAUGGCAGCAGGACGAGGCGCCAGAUCUACUACCCGAGCGUCGACUACGACCUCGAGCCGUCCCGCCCCGCCAGGAAGACAGGUCAGCUGCCCAUCGCCCCGCACUACCCGCUGGAGGAGGCGUCUUACGAGGCCCCGGCGCCGUCGUACAGGCCUGAACCAGCCUACAAGCCUGAGCCAGCCUACAAGCCUGAGCCAGCCUACAAGCCUCCUACCCCAUCCUACAGGCCUGAACCAGCCUACAAGCCUGAACCAGCAUAUAAGCCUGAGCCAGCCUACAAGCCUCCUACCCCAUCCUACAGGCCUGAACCAGCCUACAAGCCCCCAGUGCCUGCUUACAAGCCCGAACCGUCUUAUAAGCCUCCUACCCCAUCCUAUAGGCCUGAACCAGCCUACAAGCCUGAACCAGCCUACAAGCCUCCUACCCCAUCCUACAGGCCUGAGCCAUCCUACAAGCCCCCAGCGCCUGCUUACAAGCCUCCUACACCAGCCUACAGGCCCCCAGCCCCCGGUUACAAGCCCCCUACACCAGCUUACCAGGAACCUGCCUACAAGCCGAAGCCAUCGUACGAGGAACCCCACGGGGACGGACCGUACAAGCACAAGAACACUAUCCCUGGGGAAGCUGGCGUGGAUUACCCUGUUUAUAAUGAGAUCCCCUACACAAAAUUCGCCUGUGCUGACGUUCCUUACCGCCCAGGCAUGUACGCGAACCCAGAAGCAGGAUGUCAGGUGUACCACGUGUGUAACGACGACAGGUACGGCCCACAGGGAGCUCAGUUCCUCUGCACUAACGGCACGAUCUUCAACCAGGAGACCUUCAGCUGUGACUGGUGGUACAACGUGGACUGCGACAAAGCUACUUAUUUCUACGAGCUGAACACCGACCCCGAGCACAACCCUUACUACCAAAAGCCCUACGAGGGACCCCUUCACAUUCCCUCCUACGAACCGGCCGCCCACAAGCCCGAGCCCCACCACCCACCCAAGCCCUCUUACGUCGCCCCUGCCAAGCCAUCCUACCAAGCCCCUGCACCCAAGCCCACCUACCACGCCCCUGCACCCAAGCCCACCUACCACGCCCCUGCACCCAAGCCCACCUACCACGCCCCUGCACCCAAGCCCAGCUACCACGCCCCCUCCCCAAGGCCCUCGUACCACGCCCCCAAGCCUAGACCUACUUAUCACGCCCCUUCUCCUAAACCCACCUACCACGCGCCCUCACCUAGACCCACCUACCACGCGCCCUCACCUAAACCCACCUACCAUGCCCCUGCCCCCACCUACAACAAACCCUCACCCCCACGCCCCUCAUACCACCGCCCAGCGCCCUCAUACGGUCGAGAGGACCCUGAUCCUUAUGAUGCCGCAACUGAUUUCGAAUGGGGUUCCAGAACAUAGAUUAAUAAAUAUAGAAAUAUGAUAAAGGAAUAAUGAGAACUUACACUAAAAAAAGAAAAUGGAAAGAGGAGAGUGAAUAAGAUGCGAAUGUGAAUGUAAAGUUUCUGAAUAAUUUUGAUAGCCUGGUAUUUUUUAAGUGUAUCAACUGGUAUUGAACUGGUCAGUUGAUAAAGAUUUUAUUUAUUUAUGAUAUAUAGUUCUAUACUUUUAAAUAUAUAUAUCUUAUGACUAAA
This is a messenger RNA of Penaeus chinensis, 1735 nucleotides long. RefSeq names its product proline-rich extensin-like protein EPR1. Lineage: Eukaryota; Metazoa; Arthropoda; Malacostraca; Decapoda; Penaeidae. Gene Ontology annotation, molecular function: chitin binding. Bases 36 to 1502 code for a protein of 488 amino acids. Gene Ontology annotation, cellular component: extracellular region. The record is from RefSeq and is a predicted model, not a curated record. The transcript is spliced from 5 exons.